AUGUCGGGUCUUGUUUCUGAUGAGAUCGCAGAGGACUACAAAAGUUCUCUAGAGGAUCUAACAUCAAAUGAUGGAAUACAGAUUCGUACCCUGACUGUCAUCGCCAAAGAGAACACAGAACACGCAAUGGCUAUCUCCCGGGUCUUGGAGAACCACAUUCGAUCAACACCACCCCAGCAGAAGCUCCCAGCCCUUUAUGUAGCUGAUUCCAUCGCCAAGAACGUUGGAAGUCCCUACACGUUGUUCCUGGGUCGGAACAUGUAUCAGACAUUCAUGAAUGUUUAUACUCUGGUGGAUGGCAACACUCGAAGGAAGCUGGAUGAGAUGCUCAACACAUGGAAGCAGCCAGCCCCAGGUUCUCUUGACACACGUCCAGUUUUUCCACCCGAGAUUACACGGAACAUCGAAAGCGCUCUCAUCAAAGCCCGCACUGCCGCUUUACAACACCAACAAACAAGAGUGCAGACGGAUAUGACCAGUCGUGGUCGGUCCAAUGGAACUCCCAACGGAUGGACCAACAGCCCUGGGGUUCACAGCCCUGCACCUCACAUGUCCCGCCCACCAAAUCAGUACCAAGGUCAUUCGACCUCGACACCUCCUCCGAAUCAGCGUCAAGACAUCGACUUGAACUCCCUCAACCGAGACGUGGAUACCCUGAUUGCUGCUGCGAAGGUCGACUUUGCCAACAGUCCCUUCAACCCUGCCUCUCAACAACGUUUGAAAGCGCUGGUGGAUCUCCAGGCUAUCUUACAGAAGCAGCAGCUUACCCAAGAACAGCUGAAAAUCGUCCGUGAUCAGGUCUCAGCACUCGCUGCCACAAGGCCCCCUUCUGCUCCCCCAAAUGCGGUCGCAAAUGUCCCGGCAGUGCCCCCUCAAGUCUCCACCCCUCCUGUCCAACCCUUCUCACAGCCAUUCCAGCAACUGCUGAACCCUGGUACUCUUGCCGAGUUGAUCAAAGCUACCGCUUCGCGCCAGCAACCGACCCCGCCACCCGCAAUGCCAGCUGCAUUGCCUCAUACGCCCCAACAAAAUGAAAUCCCACAAUCAGGAGCGGAAAACCCUCUCAUUGCGGCUUUGAGGGCCCGUGGACUUCUGCCUUCCGGGCCAACACCCCCAUCUCUUACUUCUUCGGCUUCUUCGACUCCACUUCCUGGGAGAUCUACUUUACCGUUCAUGAUGCCCAAUGGAGUACAACCCACCCCCCAAGCUCUGGCCCAGGUACCGGCUGCCAACAGUACAUCUGGAGUUCCCAUGAAUACUGCAUCUAUGAAGAUCCCUCGAUUCGGACUAAUUGUCUCUUUGUAUGACUCGCGCCCUAAUAAGUGUGGAACUUGUGGUCGUAGAUUUUUCGCUACGGAAGAAGGCAAGAAAAUGAAAGCCCGCCAUCUGGACUGGCAUUUCAAGACCAACCAACGUAUGACCGAAUCUUCCCGGCGUGCUCAAAACCGUAGCUGGUAUGUCGACGAAAGGGAUUGGAUUAAAUCUCGCGAAGCUGGCGACGAAAAUGGUGCCACAGAUCCCCAAACUACCACUGAAGGAGCUACAGGCGAGGGAAACACCAAGCAGGAACCCUCGAAGCCAUGGAUCCGAGCCCCGAACGAUGCCACCCUCCGCAACACCCCAUGUCCUAUCUGCCAAGAGAAGUUUGAGUCGACCUGGUCCGAGGAUGUUCAAGACUGGAUUUGGCAAGACGCGAUCAAGGUCGGACCUCGUGUGUACCAUGAUAGUUGCUAUUCUGAAGUCACCAAAGGCCCUGCCCCAGCUCGUCAGACGCGGACUAGUACGCCUGACUCGGUACUGGGCAAGCGUAAAGCUGAGGGAACGGAAUCUCCAAGCCAGAAGACCCGUGUCAAGACCGAGCCGGUUUGA
Penicillium soppii is the source of this 1869-nucleotide messenger RNA. RefSeq names its product putative mRNA cleavage factor complex component Pcf11. Gene Ontology annotation, cellular component: mRNA cleavage factor complex; cytoplasm. Lineage: Eukaryota; Fungi; Ascomycota; Eurotiomycetes; Eurotiales; Aspergillaceae. Gene Ontology annotation, molecular function: RNA polymerase II complex binding; mRNA binding. Gene Ontology annotation, biological process: termination of RNA polymerase II transcription. The transcript has 5 exons. Bases 1 to 1869 code for a protein of 622 amino acids. The record is from RefSeq and is a predicted model, not a curated record.